CCGAUAAUAGUGUUCCAUUUCCCCUGGUGCCUACUAUACUUCCUUGUUUUAACAGGCGAUGCGUCUCUGUGUGUGACUAGGCUAUGCACGAACCUAUCUAGAAAUUAUCUGGCUAUUACGAUUCAGCAAAUGACCAACUGAGUCCACGAUGCUGACAUUGUGGUCUGGAUGUGUGUGUUUUAUCAGCGUUUUAACAGCUGUAGCAGUAUCUGGUGAACUUCGUUUUGCAUCGUAUUAUGGUAACCACAUGGUUCUACACAAGGCUCCAGAGAGAGCCGUGAUAUGGGGCUAUGGGACAAACAACACGACUGUUGUAGUCAACCUGACAGGGCUGUCCAACAGAAAGACAUUCAGGAGUGCCGUGAGAGACGGUAUUUGGAGGGUGACCCUUGAUCCUGUGAAGGCGGGAGGUCCUUACAACCUGAGCGCUGUGGAGAGGGGUGGGAGUGAUGGCGAGGUCAUGCUCACAGACGUGAUGUUUGGGGAUGUGUGGCUUUGUGGAGGACAGAGCAACAUGGUCUUCACCGUCCAUCAGAUAUAUAACAGCUCAGCAGAGCUGGCCAUGGCCUCAAAGUUCCCAGAUGUGCGCCUCUUCCACGUUGCUCAGGAGACGAGUUUGGUUGAACUUACAGACCUGCCUGGAAUCGCUGUGCCUUGGUCUGUGCCCACACCACAAUUACUCACUCAAUACUCUGCGGUCUGCUGGCUGUUUGGACGCUACCUGUACCAGACCUUGCAUUACCCUAUCGGCCUGGUGGAGUCGUGCUGGGGAGGGACACCCGUGGAGGUGUGGUCCUCCAGCAGACCCCUCCAGAAUUGUGGAAUUCCCCAGGCAACAGAGAGUUACAACGACUUCAUAGAGGAUAAACCAAUCCCAAUCCAAAACUCUGUGAUGUGGAACGACUUCAUAGGGGAUGAACCAAUCCCAACCCAAAACUCUGUGGCAUGGAAUGCCAUGAUCCACCCUCUGCUCAACAUGACCAUCACAGGUGCCAUCUGGUAUCAAGGUGAGAACAACCGUUACUACAACCGCGAUAAGUACAACUGCACCUUCCCCAGCAUGAUCGACGACUGGAGGAUGGCCUUCAACCAGGGCUCAGGGGGCCAGACUGCCCCAGACUUCCCCUUUGGAUUUGUGCAGCUGUGCACCGAAAGGCAGGAUAAUGUGCCGGACGGCUUCCCAGAGAUCCGUUGGCAUCAGACAGCCGACUUUGGCUAUGUUCCUAAUGAGCGCAUGAAGCGGACCUUCAUGGCCGUGGCCCUCGAUUUAAAUGACGCUGAUUCACCUUGGGGCACCAUCCACCCACGUUUCAAACAGGAUGUGGCCUACAGAUUGACCCUUGGUGCGCGGACGAUUGCCUAUGGCGAAAAGGGUAUAUCCUACCAGGGUCCCUUCCCAGGUUCUGUUUUUGUUAAUGAGACCUACCUAAUGCUCACUUACAAUCAGAACGUCUCUGCCACCCCAGCCAAAGAUACAUUUGAGGUCUGUUGUUCCAUGGAAAAGGUGCAGUGCAGUUCUGGGGAUCGCUGGAUCUGGAUGUCUGCUCCCAUGGUGCCACAGGGCCCUUCCACCGUGGCCAUAAGCCUGUGGGGCUGCCGGGCCGAGCACGUGGCCUCCCUGCGCUACGCCUGGAAGGACUGGCCCUGUGACUUUAAGGCCUGCCCCGUCUACAGUGCUGAUGGGGUCCUGCCCGCACCACCUUUCGUCCUGCACCGGUGGCCCUAGCAAGACAGAGUCACCGUGCCUUUACUCACAAAGUGUGGGGAGCAGCGGCAGCAUUGAUGCCUGAUAAUCAGUUGGCCUGAGUUUGAAUCAUACCUCACACUGUGAGUCCAAAGCGCUUUAGAUACUUCCCCAAAUCAGAAAGAGUUGGGACGUGUAAAAUGCA
Messenger RNA from Alosa sapidissima (American shad), 1889 nucleotides. Its product is annotated as sialate O-acetylesterase-like. The record is from RefSeq and is a predicted model, not a curated record. Gene Ontology annotation, biological process: carbohydrate metabolic process. Lineage: Eukaryota; Metazoa; Chordata; Actinopteri; Clupeiformes; Clupeidae. The transcript has 10 exons. Bases 149 to 1726 code for a protein of 525 amino acids. Gene Ontology annotation, molecular function: sialate O-acetylesterase activity.